Stylonychia lemnae is the source of this 2199-nucleotide messenger RNA. NCBI's taxonomy places the organism in Eukaryota, Ciliophora, Spirotrichea, Sporadotrichida, Oxytrichidae. The record is from the annotation of a GenBank genome assembly.
AUGUUAUUACCAUUAGAUAAAUUAAACAGGAUAUAUGAUUAAAUCUUACAGAACUCUAAUAUUGAAGGUAAUAGAUGUAAUCAAGCAGUUACCUAAAUAUUUGUGAGCAAUUCUGUAGAUUCUAUUUGCGCCCUCAAGAUUCUUCUUACUCUCCUAAAAUCAGACUAGCUUUAAUACAUACUUACUCCAGUUUUUUCAAACUCUCAUCUUAUCUAAGAAAUAAACAAGCUUAAAAAUACUAGUUAAAGUUUAAGGUCAUUGAUAUUCAUAAACUGCGGGGGCAAUUUAGACUAAACAUCGCUUUGGUACUAUCAAAACUAAGCUAAGUUUCAGAUAUUUCUCUUUGAUUCCCAUAGGCCCUUUCAUCAUCAUAAUUUGAUUGAUGUAGCAAAUAAGAUACACAUUAUUCAUGAUGGCUGUUCAACUUUUGAGAACUUAUUGACACUCACUGAUAUUUAGCUGCUUUAAAAUUACCAAUAAGAGGAGGAGAACAGUGAUUCCGAAGAGAGCAAUUAACUUUCAGACAUAGAUGAGGUAGAGGAGGAGCUCAAGGAUCUUAGAGACAGCGGCUCUCAAGAAAUGCUUGAUGAAUCGGAUGAGGAAUAUAAAAAAGGAGAUGUCGAAAAAGUAAAAGUAGGCAAAAAGAGAUAAAGAUUAUAGCAAGAAUAGCUGAUAGAUAAAAAAAGAUUAUUUAGAAAAGUAAAGGCUAAGUUUAGAGUUUAUUAUCAGGGUACGUUCAUUUGGAAGUGCAUUGGAGGACUUAUGUAUCACAUGAGUUAAUCUGUCAAUAGAGAAACCCGGGAAUUCCUUUGGCUUUGGAUAGUGGGUCUCACUGAUAAUAUGCUUCAUUAACUGAAUGGAAGCAGCUAGCUAUACUAAGAUGAUAUUUUAAAGCUCAACGAUGAGGUCUAGAGGUUAAAUCCACACAUCUAUUUUAUUGAGAAUGAAAAGAUGGUAUCUGAUAGUGCUGAUAAAUCAGAUCCCUCUAUUGAUAAUCCCAGAAUUCUGACUUAGCACCACUAAGUCGUGGAACCUAAGCCAAAAGAUAUAGAUUUAUUCAAGCAUGUGCAAACAAAAAACUCGAAUUAAGAAAUUGGAACGAUCAUGAUCAUUAAUGAUUUAAAACUGAUGCUACUGAAACACUGGACUCUGCAUGAUAGCAUGAUUAAUUCAAACUACAUUGUGUCUAAUUUAAAAACAUGGACUGAGCCUGGAGUAAUUAUGUACAAAAGAUUUCUAGCUACAAUAGGUAUUCCUAUAGAAGAGUCAAAGUAGAAAUAUAACUUUAUGGCUCCUUUGUUUAAGAAUGAUUUGGUAGAUAAGAUUGCCAAUCAUAGUGAUAGAUUUCUCCUUGAUUAAAUACUUAUAACAUCAUAUACUAAGCAGGUAGACUCGAAAACUAUCCUUUCAUCUAAUGACACUGUUUACAUUCUUAAUGGCAUAUUGGAGAAUUUUAAAACGAUAAAGCAAUAUAGAGAAUUGAUAGAUUAAGAUAUCGAUUCAAUUCAAAAGAAGAAUCAGCAAUUUCUUAAUCCAGAAGAUAUCUUAAUCAGUAUGAAGCAAAGGAUGCAUGAUCAAAGAGGAUAGUAGCAAGAAAGGCAGUUGGAAAAUUAAAAGAAGUCAAUCCAGAAUAAUCUUAAUAUUAUCAAAGAAUGUGAGUAUGAGAAUUUCUUCAAGGCGUAUGAUGCGCUAGACUUUGAUAAGAAAAAGUACUUUGAGGAGGGAAUAGAGUUAGCGAAGGAGAUCUAGCAAGCCAUUAUUUCUAUUGGCACCUAAAUUCUAUAGAAAAAAUAGGUAAAGGUUGCAACACACUUCAGAUAUGUAAUGAUGAAUAACGAGAGCAUCAAAGAUAUUUAGGUGUUCCAAUACCCAAUGGCUAUCAGGAGGCUAGGAUUAUUUAUAAUGGAGACAUACCGAGAGAUAAAGUGCAAGUCUAAAGACAAACCUUUGGUUAUUACAAUUAGGAAUACUUUCCUAGGCACCACUUUGAUUGUAGCUAUUCUUGGAUUACAUAGCAAUUAAAAAGGUAUCAUUGGCAAGAAUCAUUUUGGCUAGGUUUUUCAUUUGACAGUAGAAGCUACUAACAUUAGAGCCAAGCAUGACUCUUUUGACUCCUCUAUAAUUGAGAUUAAGAAUGAGGAUUUUAGAGCUUUCAUGGAAUCUCUUGUAUCAUUCGACAUUAACAAUACCUAAAAUUGA